Messenger RNA from Cuscuta epithymum, 857 nucleotides. Lineage: Eukaryota; Viridiplantae; Streptophyta; Magnoliopsida; Solanales; Convolvulaceae. The record is from the annotation of a GenBank genome assembly.
CACCCCUAGAGACAGAUUACAGAAAAACCCUAUCGAAUGAAGAUAGGAUAGCUCAAGAAGCUGCGCCGCCGCUCUCUAUUGAUGACCCGCGAAGAUGGAGGAACUCGCCGAAAGCUCCGCCACCAUCUCUCUCCAUAGAUAACCCGCGAAGAUGGAGGAACUCGCUAGAAGCUCUGCCGCCGUCUCUCUCCAUGGAUGACCCGUGAACAUAGAGGAAUGCGCCAGAAGCUCUGCCUCCGCCUCUCUCCAUGGAUGACCCUCUCCCUUACAUUAUUAACAGUCGGUGACAUCACCUAGAACAGCUCCCCUGAGAGUAACCCCUCUUAAGUCACAUCUGGGAUUAAGCAAAGGAAGAAGAACAGUUAUCCAAUUAUCUUCACUAGUGUCUAAUGAUCUCCGAACCUUCUUUUUGUCAAAGUGAAACUUGUUUGUACUACCUCCAAACAAAGCAAUACCUGGCUAUUCUUGAUUAUGGUAUAAGUGUAAUGAGAGAAGAAGAUAAAUCAGCUCCUUUUAAGGAGGAGAUGGAACCCGGCAAUGUGCUUUGGAUAUGGGCUAAAGGUUCAAUUUUGGGAUUGAUUAAGAAGGCAAACCUGAUUCCUAUAAGGUAUUCAAUAUUUAUGCAACAUGAUAUCAACAAGCGGCAACAGGAUCUCACAUUGUUUCUCUGUGUCAAGCAUUUGAUAGUAAUUUUAUUGGAUGUUAUUAGUAGGUUUUAAAAUGAUAUGUAAUACUUGUUGAAUAUUGUUGAUAUAGUACGUUACUAUGUGGGAAUAUUGUAAUUUUACAAUGAAUGAUUAAUAGCAUGUGGUUGAUAUAAUUUGCCUAAAUGUUGUCAUUUUUGUUGUUAAUUUGAA